AGCCGAGCAUCCCUCCUCCUCAGCAUCUCCGAUACAGCAGCACGAGCGUUUGGUGUCACAGAAACCUUAUAAUAUUAAGUCCCAUCAGAGACUAACAGGCUGCACAGUGAAGGCAACGUCCAGAGAAGCUGAAAAAGCUGAAAAACAUCAUGGCACGGCCGUGGCACGCGUCUUUUAUGUUUCUCCUCUGCUCCCUCGUCCAGACAAAUGCUUUGACAACAUGUGGAAGCAGCCAGUUCCAGUGUGGGAACGGGAAAUGCAUCACGGUCAGAUGGGUGUGUGACGGCACAGAUGACUGCGGCGACGGCACCGAUGAACUCCCCGGUACCUGCAUGGCCAAAACUUGUAGGCCGACAGAGUUCAGCUGCGCGGACCGCCUUAACCAGUGUGUACCGAGCACCUGGCGCUGUGACGGAAAAGCCGACUGCGAGAAUGGAGCAGAUGAAGACAGCUGUGCGCCGAAGGAGUGCGCAGACACCGAGUUCCGCUGCAGGAACGGCCAGUGCCUGUCGUCCUCCUUCGUGUGCGACGACGAGGCCGACUGUGACGACGGGAGCGACGAGGCCUCGUGCCCGGUCGCCAGCUGCAGCCCCAGGUCCUUCCAGUGCAACAACACCGUGUGCAUCCCCCGCCUGUGGAGCUGCGACGGCGACGCCGACUGCUCCGACGGCUCCGACGAGUGGCCCCAGAACUGCGGCACGAAGACGCCCGACUCUGCCGCCGCCCAUCAGUGCUCGUCCCUGGAGUUCAGCUGCGGCAGCGGAGAGUGCAUCCACGGCAGCUGGAAGUGUGACGGAGGAGCCGACUGCCUGGACCAAUCAGACGAAGCUGAGUGUGCACGUUCCACCUGCCGUCCUGACCAGUUUGAAUGCGGCGAUGGCACGUGCAUCCACGGCAGCCGCCAGUGCAACCAUCAGUACGACUGCAGGGACAUGAGUGAUGAGGCUGGCUGCGUCAACGCCACCCAAUGUGAGGGCCCGACCAGGUUUAAGUGCCGCAGCGGGGAAUGCAUUAGCAUGGAGAAGGUGUGUGACAAGCACCGUGACUGCAGGGAUUGGUCAGACGAGCCUCUUAGGGAAUGUGGCUCCAAUGAGUGCCUGUACAACAACGGCGGCUGCUCGCAUAUUUGCAAUGACCUGAGGAUCGGCUACGAGUGCCUGUGUCCUACUGGAUUUCGCUUGGUUGACAAAAAGCGCUGUGAAGAUAUCGAUGAGUGUGCCAACCCGGACACCUGCAGCCAGAUCUGCAUCAACCUGAUUGGCAGUUACAAAUGCCAGUGUGAGGAGGGUUACCAGGUUGACCCAGCAACCAAAGCCUGCAAGGCCAUCGGUACAAUCGCUUACCUUUUCUUCACCAACCGUCACGAAGUCCGAAAGAUGACUUUGGACAAAAGUGAGUACACCAGAGUGAUCCCCCGCCUGAAGAACGUUGUGGCUCUCGACAUGAACAUGGCCGCCAAAGAGAUCUACUGGUCGGACAUCUCCCAGAAGAAGAUCUACAGAGCUCAGAUGGACUCGGCUGAAGACCCCGCGCAUCACAGCGUAGUGAUCGGUAGCGGCAUCGAUGCCCCUGAAGGCAUCGCUUUCGACUGGAUCCACGGUAACCUGUACUGGACGGACAGCAUUCGCAGCAGCAUCAGCGUGGUCACUGCUGACGGUAGCCGCCGCAAAACUCUCUUCCACCAAGGCUUGUCCAAACCUCGCGGUAUUGUGGUCGACCCCCACAGCAACUUCAUUUACUGGACCGACUGGGGGAAUCCCGCUAAGAUUGAGAAGGCAGGUCUUAACGGAGGAGACCGCACCGCUCUGGUCACUGACAACAUUGUGUGGCCGAAUGGAAUUACACUCGACCUGGUGAACCAGCGGCUCUACUGGGUGGACUCCAAGCUGCACACCCUCUCCAGUAUCGACGUGCAGGGAGGUGGGCGACGCACCAUCAUCAUUGACGAACACAGGCUGGCUCACCCACUGGGCCUCACUGUGUUUGAGGAUAAAGUGUUCUGGACAGACGUCAGUAACAACGCCAUCCUCAGUGCAAACCGGCUGACGGGUGAAGACAUCACGCCAGUGGCAGAGCACCUGACAUCACCAGAAGACAUUGUUCUCUUCCAUAACCUCAAACAACCUGCUGGGAGGGAUUGGUGCAAGGUAUCUGCCUGUGCAUUCAUGUGCCUGGCAGCUCCUCAAGUGGGUAGACAUCCCCCCAAAUACACCUGCGUCUGUCCUGAUAACAUGAUGUUAGACAGGGAUAUGAGGACGUGUGUACCUGCUGUUCCAACACCUGCAGCUCCCGUGCAGCCUCAUGUUCCAGCAACCGACCCCCCUCGUUGGCCACCAGUGCCAGCCAGCACCACGCCUAAGCCCCUGGUCCGCACCACGCCUAAGCCCCUGGUCCGCACCACGCCUAAGCCCCUGGUCCGCACCACGCCUAAGCCCCUGGUCCGCACCACGCCUAAGCCCCUGGUCCGCACCACGCCUAAGCCCCUGGUGCGCACCACCACAGUGCCCGUCGUUAUCACCAGCACUGCAGCCAAGCUGGUGCCACGCACCGCCAAGCCUCCUGUAAGGACCACCACACCUGAACCAAGGACCGCGUCAUCCCAGUCGGUGAACCCUAAAAUUCCCCAGACCACCACAGAGGCUCCAGUCACCUCUCCAGAUCUUCAUCCUGAAUUUGCUGCAGCUAUCCCCAACCCUGCCUCCGACGCCCCGAUAGCUCUGUACAUCGCAUUACCUCUGGCGAUCGUUUGUCUGGUAGCCGUUGGUGCCGUGCUGCUAUGGAGGAACUACAGGCGGAAGACCACCAACACGAUUCACUUUGACAACCCCGUCUAUCAGAAAACAACCGAGGACCAAGUGCACAUUUGGAGGAGCCACAGCCCUGACGGUUACUCCUACCCAAAAAGACAAAUUGUGAGCUUGGAUGAAGAGGCAGACAAUCCAGCCUUCACAGACAACUGAAGCACAUCAAGUAGAGUGGAAAGUAGAGCCUCGAUGAUAAGCUACCUUUGGCGUCCUGUUGUAUUUUUACCUCACACGGCACAAAGAUAUGGAAGUCAAAGCCAGUAUCAGAACCACUAUAUCCUCAGAGACGAACUAACGCUCUACAGUGGAAAAAAACAGGGUCAAACAUAUUUUUAGUUUUUUUCCCAUCAAGUUCCAUUCUUCAUCAAAUCAUACCAAAUCAGAAGAUGAUGGAUUCCUCAAUCCAACUUUUUUUUACUCGUUAUCCUAACGUUUUAUGUGUGAUAAAACUGGAGAACAGGUCACUGUUAAAGGGGCUGUACUCGAAAUACAGAAAAAUUUUUUUAUUCCCGUCCAUAUGUACGAACAUGCACACACGCAACUAAACCUGGAAACAAAGACCAGAUAACCUCAGGUUACAACACACACAGAGGGUGUGUGACUUCAUUUUCUGCUCAGGACGCCAUUACUCCACUAUAUUGUUACACAGCAAAUAUUGGUUUGCUGCUAUAAUAAUGUUUUGAAUGUCGAGUACAGCCCCUUUUAACCCUUGUGUUAUCCUCCCGGGUCAAAAUUAACACUUUUUUAGAAACUGUCGCUUUUAUUUCCAUGUUUUGCUUAUAUCAAUCUUUGGUGGCACUUUUUUCCCCAUUACCCCAGUAUAUUCACCACUAGAACCAACUUAUUUACAGUCGUUUUUACACUUAUUUUAUGGAAUUUCUGGUCAAUAAACCUCAUUUAUAUGAAAUAAUCAAAUUUUUGUGUUAGAAAAAAGCAGAAAUUAUGAAUGAUUUAUAAUAAAUAGUUAAGAUCAGAGGAAUGAAGGUAAUGGAUUAUCACAGAUAUGUCAAAGUUUAGUCAGGAUAAUGCUAUAAAAUUACAUAAAACACCCAGAAUUCAAUGAAAGUAGAGAUCAGAUCCUUAAUUUCACUUGUGAAGAGCGUGUUAUGAAACCAUCCAUGUUAUUUUGGGGCAAUUUGGUUAAAAAGAAACCCAAAUGUCUGAUAUAGAAACUUUGAAAAUGGGUCAUAUUGGACCCGAGGACAACAGGAGGGCUAAACCACGUAAUGUCUUAUUUUUCAUGCAAUAACUUUAGAGUCCGACAUGUGUAAGGUAGAAGUCACACAUAAGUGUUGUAAAUAUCACUGUUAAUUAUUUUUGUUCAUGGAACAUUAUCAAAACCGUAUUUGCCAUUUUGGCCACUCUCAUGUCUGUAUGGUAGAUACAAGGCAACCAUCCUAGACUGUAUAAAAUAUGGAUUUAGUCUCCGUGACCUCACACGUGGGUUUCCAAAGAGCCGAUGUGAAACUCAAUGUGGGCUCCGGCUGCUACGGUCCGUGUUGGCUUUAUUUAUCAGCCCCGGAGUUUACUGCUUGGCUACCAUGAGGAGACGGUUAGCUUAGCUCAGAGACUGGAAGCAGGGAGAAACAGCUAGCCUGAAUUUUUUGAUGGUGGGUUUUGUACAGAAUAAAUAAACAAGAUAUUACGUGUUAAUCAAUGAGUUAAUUAAUGAGCUCUAGAGAUGCUGGCUGGCAGAUUUUAUCAUCGUGAGAAAUGGACAUGCUAGCUGUUUCCACUUGUUUCCACUCUUUUUGCUAAGCUAAGCUAACCAGCUACUGGUUUAAUCUACAUAUUUAACAAGCAGAUAUGAGAGUGGUAUCAAAACUGUCGACAAGAAAGCAAAUAAGCACAUUUCCCAAAAUGUUGUUCUAAUCCUUUGAUUAUGAAGCUCACCUUAAAGCCGCCUACACAUGAUAAGCGAGCGGUGCACGACGCCAGGGGUAGCACACCGCAUAGUUGGGCGGCACCACUCUCCCUGUAGGAAAUGAAUGGAACGGCCAGCGCAAAGCGGUUUAGCCGCCUAUCAUGUGUGGGUGGCUUAACAUUAAGACUUGUUGCUUUUAAGCUUUGUUGUCUGUACGGAACAACAAACGAGCAAUUUUGUGUAAAGCAAUGCUAAACUAAGCUAAUCGCCUUAUGGCUCCAGCUCCAUACUUAACGCACAGACAUGAGAAUAGAGUCAAUCUUCUCACCUCUCUGCUUAGAAAGUGAAUAUAUCUCCCGAAAUGUUUAUUGGAAGCAAGUAUCUAAACCUGACUUUUAUCCCAUAACUAUUGUAUAUCGACGAUGUUUCAUUUACGUGAUUGUCCCGGUACCGCUGGAUGUCCCUUAUUUUUGACCGGAUAUCCGUCGCGUUCCUCUUUCUUUGUGUUAGCAUUCUAACCUCUGGUCCAUUCGGAAAACAAUCCUCCAAGCUAGAACCGACAAUCAAAUUAUAUUUUUGAGUGAAAUACUUAUCACACACUCGGGAGCCACUAUGUGCACGUUUCACCAAAACUGAGGCUAUUUAGCAGAGUCACCGUUGCUCCGUCCAGUACUUGGCGCCACCCAAGAUGAUUGUGAUUGGUUAAAAGAAAUGCCAAUAAACCAGAGCACGUUUUUCUCCCAUCCCGGAAUGCUGGGUGGACUAGCCAGACCCUCCUCUGCAGCGCUGUGGAGGAAGGUCUGGCAAUGCGAGACUACACCUUAACAAGCACUAACACUACAGCGGGUUUAAAGUUGAGCAUAGGUGAAUGUAAUACUUCUACAUGUGCCGGUUUAACCAGUGUGACCUCAAUAAGUCUCGAUAAUGUGUGUGUGUGUGUGUGUGUGUGCCGAUUAUUUUCUCGAUUAAUCGAGUAGUUGUUUGGUCUAUGAUAUGUCAGAAAAUUGUGAAAAAUGUUGAUCAGUGUUUCCCAAAUGUCUUGAAAUGUCUUGUUUUGUCCACAACUCAAAGAUAUUUAGUUUUAGUGUCACAGAGGAGAGAAGAAACUAGAAAAUAUUCACAUUUAAGAAGCUGGAAUUUUUCCCUUUUCUGCAAAAAAUGACUAAAAGCGAUUAAUCGAGCAUCAAAAUAGUUAGCGAUUAAUCUAAUAGUUGAGAGCCAAUCGAUUUAUCUUUGCAGCUCUAUCAUCAUAUGGUCACAACACAGAGUUUUUCAGCAGCUGUUUUUGUUUCAGAGUUUCUCCAAACACUUUUUUCAGCUAUUCUUUCUCUUGAUUUGCGAUUCCUCUCUCUACGCCCCCUCUCGGGAGGACCAGUGCAUUCCUCAGGCUUUGAUGCAACCACGUGUGACCAAUGGAGCCGUGUCGAAAUAUCUGUACCAUAGCAUGUGUAUAUAUUUACAUCCUCCCUCAGGAUCAGAACUUCAACUUGCCUUCUGCAUUCCUGACUAAAGACAGCCAUGUGCCCUAUAAUGGUUUUACAAACACUUUCUCCAUGGCUCCUUUAUUUAUAUCGCUGACAGAUGUGUGCCUUUUAAUGACAUUAUGUUCACAUGUUAAUGUUGGUGCUAUUGAUCUCAGUGGAUAUUUAUAAAAUCGAUGUCUCUUCCUGUUUACAGUGCUAAAUGCAGGCGAGGGUAUACCUAACAAAGACGUUAUUGGGAUGUGGGUUGAGCGUGGAUUUUACGUAGAAAACAUUCAUAAGUGCUAGUGAAGUUGUACAAAAUGUCAUUUGACAUUCACCGACCAACAGUGCCGUUUAAGCGUGUAAAUAUGUAAUGUUCAUAAAUGUAAAUAUGUGUUCUUUAUUGUUUUUUUGGUAAUAAUGUCUGUGUUUUAGACUGUUAUGAACUUUAAACACAUGCUGUACAUAAAUAAAUGCUUCUAUUUAUUAUAGAA
This is a messenger RNA of Perca fluviatilis (European perch), 6625 nucleotides long. RefSeq names its product low density lipoprotein receptor a (gene ldlra). Lineage: Eukaryota; Metazoa; Chordata; Actinopteri; Perciformes; Percidae. The record is from RefSeq and is a predicted model, not a curated record. The coding region runs from base 150 to 2960 and encodes 936 amino acids. The transcript is spliced from 18 exons. Gene Ontology annotation, molecular function: protein binding; calcium ion binding.